Molecule: messenger RNA, 2007 nt
Organism: Sipha flava (yellow sugarcane aphid)
Lineage: Eukaryota; Metazoa; Arthropoda; Insecta; Hemiptera; Aphididae
Gene: sgl
Product: UDP-glucose 6-dehydrogenase
Exons: 10
Coding region: 469-1860 (463 amino acids)
Biological process (GO): glycosaminoglycan biosynthetic process
Cellular component (GO): cytosol; nucleus
Molecular function (GO): NAD binding; UDP-glucose 6-dehydrogenase activity
Source: RefSeq, a predicted model, not a curated record
CGCACACGUCGUCGAGCACACGCGCGCGUCAACGCCCGGCGCAGCCGCCGCCCCACCACCGACGUCGCGACCGCGCGUAUCCUGGGCAACGGGGCGCCCGCGCGAAGCCGGUCGGCCACGUCAGCCGGUCGUACGCCGCCGCCAUCGGUCGCUCGCCGCGCACCGAACACACGACGACACCGCACCGGACGCCACAGCCGGUCGCAUUGUGCCCGCGUUCGUCCCGUCGUUCGUACGUGUGAGUGCGUGUGUGCGUGUUUUGCGUGCGCGAGUGACCGAUCGAUAAACCGUGGAACUCUCGUGCGCUCUCUGCCCAAAAGCAAAACCAUCGCCGCCACGCUUAUCACGCGCACGCGGCCCACUCGGAUUGACGUACGGCCGCCGCCGCCGCUGUUAUCGUAUAACCGCCGGCAAAUCGACUGAUAACGCACAAAUACGCAGUUCAGUAAAUUUAUACAAACGAAAGAUAUGACAGUAUCGAAAAUAUGCUGUAUAGGUGCUGGUUACGUCGGUGGACCUACGUGCAGUGUGAUAGCAUUGCAAUGUCCACAUAUUAAAGUCACUGUCGUUGAUAUAAGUGCUCAUCGAAUUGAUCAAUGGAACUCGGAGAAAUUACCGAUUUAUGAACCUGGACUCGAUGACAUUGUAAAAAAACAAAGAAAUGUUAACUUGUUUUUUUCUACAAAAAUAGAAGAAGCGAUCGAUGAAGCAGAUUUAAUAUUUAUUUCCGUUAACACUCCUACAAAGACAUUCGGUGUGGGCAAAGGACGUGCCGCUGAUUUAACAUACGUUGAAAAUUGUGCUCGGACCAUUGCCCAAGUAUCAACUAGUGAUAAAAUUGUAGUGGAAAAAAGUACGGUACCGGUGCGUGCAGCUGAGAGCAUAUUAAAAAUAUUAAGUGCCAAUCAUAAGCCAAAGGUUAAAUUUCAAGUAUUAUCAAACCCUGAAUUUCUAUCUGAAGGUGUAGCUGUUGAAAAUUUGUUAAAUGCAGAUCGAGUUCUUAUUGGACACGAAGAAACGGCCGAUGGCUUAUUGGCUUUUAAAGAACUUAGUAAUAUUUAUUUGAAUUGGAUACCCGAGAAAAAAAUUCUUAGAACCAACACUUGGUCAUCAGAACUAACUAAAUUAGCAGCCAAUGCGUUUUUAGCACAACGAAUCUCUAGUAUUAAUUCUAUGUCAGUAAUAUGUGAAGUGACUGGUGCAGAUGUUAGUGAGGUAGCCAAGGGCAUUGGCCUUGAUUCCAGAAUUGGUUCUAAAUUUUUACAAGCAUCUGUCGGAUUUGGUGGAAGUUGUUUUCAAAAAGAUCUGCUCAAUUUAGUAUAUAUAUGUGAAUGUUUAAAUAUUCCUCAAGUGGCUGCUUACUGGCAACAAGUUCUCGACAUGAAUGUAUAUCAAAAGUCUCGCUUCUCCAAUAAAAUUAUUGAAUCUUUAUUCAAUACGGUUACUGGUAAAAAAAUUACCAUGUUCGGAUUCGCAUUUAAAAAAGAUACCGGCGAUACUCGCGAGUCGCCUGCUAUACAUGUUGCUAAGACUUUACUUGAUGAAGGAGCCCAGCUAAAUAUUUAUGAUCCAAAAGUGGAACCUGAACAAAUAGUGAAAGACCUUACUCAUCCAUAUGUGACUGAUAAUCCAGAAAAAGUAAUAAAAUCCAUCGAAAUACAUGAUAAUCCUUACACGGCUUCGCAUCAUACACAUGCUAUUGUGAUAUGCACUGAAUGGGACAUAUUUAUGGAAUUGGAUUACGAGAAAAUUUACAGUAAUAUGGUUAAACCGGCAUUUAUUUUUGAUGGCCGCAAGAUUCUUGACCAUGACAAAUUGACUACGAUUGGUUUCCAAGUGCAUACCAUUGGAAAACGUUAAUAUUUAACAUCUAAUGCAUUCUUUGUCUUCCAUUUGAACAUAUCAAUGAAGUAUUCUUGCCAGUUGCCAGUGAAGAAAAUAAUUUUAAAAUUUAUUUUUAUUUUUAUACAUUUUUACAUUAUGUCAUAUCUUAAUCUUUUAUAAAUU